Molecule: messenger RNA, 1119 nt
Organism: Vespula pensylvanica (western yellowjacket)
Lineage: Eukaryota; Metazoa; Arthropoda; Insecta; Hymenoptera; Vespidae
Product: mpv17-like protein 2
Exons: 5
Coding region: 348-986 (212 amino acids)
Biological process (GO): mitochondrial ribosome assembly
Cellular component (GO): cytoplasm; membrane
Source: RefSeq, a predicted model, not a curated record
CUAUAUAUUGUUGCCUGAGAGGAAUGGAAAAAAAUGUCUGAUAUGAAAGAACAUAUAUCGAGUAGUAUGGGCGAAAUACGAAACGGUGUGAGAUUGUACUGCGCAAACGCGUCGAUUCUUUUGACAACGACCGCUUGUAUAUUUAAAGAGGUUUCGCCAUUAUAAAAUGUCAGUAAUACACGGAAUUUGUUACACGAUGAGAUUUAUCCCAGAACAAAUUAUCCUGACAAUUGAGUUACGAAAAAUAAAAGUGAGAAAAGAUCUAGUCGUUAAACAUUGAUCAUUGCAUUUCAAUUUUAUUACUCUCUCCCUGGUUUAUUUCUUUUAAAAGAUUAUUCGUUUAACAAAUGCAUAUUCUGCGAAAAUUAUUCGGUAGGUACCUUCUCGUUACAAAUACUAUUAGCUGCGGCUUGAUGAUGGCAGCUGGUGAUAUGAUACAGCAACGUAGGGAACACUGGAAACGGUAUCGUUACGAGGAUUAUUUUUCAAGCGGUGGAACCGCUCGUGUGAUCGCAGCAUCGCCAGAGGAAGAUACAACGGAAGAAGAAGAAAAAAAGAUUAUGGAUGCUGCGACGUUAUACGAACAUAAUUAUGUUCGAACGAGAAACAUGACAUUAGUAGGUCUUAUCCAAGGACCCUUUCAUCAUUGUUUCUAUGGUCUACUUGAGAAAAUAGCACCUGGGAAAAAAGCGAGAUCUAUUAUAAAAAAGACUUUUCUAGAUCAACUAAUCGCUAGUCCUACGUGCCUAAUUAUAUUUUUCGGUGGUCUUGGUCUAAUGGAACGAGACAAAGUCGAAGAAGCUUAUAGGGAAAUCAAAGUGAAGUUGAUCGAAGCUUGGAAAGUCGAUUGUUGUUUUUGGCCUCCAGCUCAAUGUGUAAACUUUUUAUUCGUUCCUCUACAAUAUCGAGUACUCUAUAUAAAUGUUAUGACUAUGGUGUACGAUAUUUUUCUAUCGCACAUUAAAUACGAUGCUCACUACGAUUGACAAGAAACUGUGUAUUAGUUAAGGAAUAAAUUGUAUUAGAUCAUAGACUGUGCUAAAUAUGUAUUGUUAUAUUAUAUUAAAUUUAUAGAAUAAGGUUUUUUGAUAAAGGAAAAUAAAUGAAUUUUUUCUUUAA